Effrenium voratum is the source of this 339-nucleotide messenger RNA. The record is from the annotation of a GenBank genome assembly. NCBI's taxonomy places the organism in Eukaryota, Dinophyceae, Suessiales, Symbiodiniaceae.
AUGAACCUGGCAUUGCAGCCGCACUGCGUACUGGCUUUCCAGGUGGUGGUAGACCCGGUGGCGGUAGACCUGGUGGCAGACCUGGUGGCGGCAGACCUGGUGGCGGCAGACCUGGUGGCAGACCAGGUGGCGGUUUCGGCGGAAGGCGAAGGCCUGGUGGCUUGGGCGGGGUCCGCCGUAGGCCUGGUGGCGUGGGCGGGGUCCGCCGUAGGCCUGGGUUCCGUCCUGGAACUCGCCGCAGGCCCAUUUGGACCGGCGGGGGCCGCCGGCGGCCUGCUUGGUGGGGUGGCGCUAGCGGAUGGUACCAUCGACGACGUGGCACCUGGUACCCCUGAAUGA